AGCGACAAAAUGGCAGCCGGAGGGAACAAAACAAAGAGCAGGGCAGGCUGAGGAAAGUGACAGCAUAGAACAUCAGCUUGCACGAACAUCAAGAAGAACAGGAUCAGAAACAGGACUUCAAAGAGGAAGAGGGCCAGCAGGGAGAGGAAAGGAGCUCUGCUGCUUCAUCAGCGUUAGCUUGCUACACUGUGUGAUCCAUUCAACAAACACUUGCCAGUUGCAACUUGAACGGAGUCAAGUAGACUGAGGGCAAGCAGCAGGACAAAGAGGAUAAGACAAAUAUCAACAACCACUGGUUCUAGCUCGAGCAGGUUCAACCGCACUCUUGUCCUUCUCCACAGCGCUGGUUCGCGGUACAUCAAUGCUGCAACAACUCAAGGCGACCUUCAAGGAGGCGCUCAAGGAGGGGGUGAAGGAGGCUGGACGACAAGUCCGAGCCACCGUUGAGAGGCAGCGUGACCUCCAGCCGUCACGGAGCGAAGACAUCCCGACAUGCGACGAGUCCAACGGGAAACUGAGAGAGAAGUUCGCCGAGCUCGAGCUCACCAUCAUCGAGGGUAGGGACCUUCCAGCAAGCACAUGGGAGAACGCAGGCACUCUUGGCCUGCUCGACUCGUACUGCGUCGUCAAAGUGGAAGGAGCGAGGAGAUCGACCGCCGUGUCAGUGUCCAAAAGACAAGUCAACCCUGAGUGGAACGUGCGGAUGAAGUUUAGCAUAACAGAUCUGUCAACAGAUAUUGUCAUCCAGGUCUACAGCAUCAGCUCCUCUGGGGCAUUCGAGAACACGAAACUGAUUGGGCAGUG
This is a messenger RNA of Guillardia theta CCMP2712, 804 nucleotides long. RefSeq lists its product as hypothetical. The record is from RefSeq and is a predicted model, not a curated record. Lineage: Eukaryota; Cryptophyceae; Pyrenomonadales; Geminigeraceae. The transcript is spliced from 6 exons. The annotation marks the transcript as partial.